AUGCCAGUGUUCCUGGAGCGAGUUGGAGGGGAUCUCCUUGCCUGCAACACGUGCUGUGACGUGGACGUCGUGUUGAGUACGGCGGCUGGACCUGUUCAUCUUCGCAGGGUUCACUGUGUAAUUCUCGAUGAUGAUGAAGAGCUGGGAAACCCAGCGCUGGUCUCGCUUGGCAUCGACGUGGAUCGCCAAAUGGAACAGUUGGCAAGUGGAGGUGGUCUCGAUGGUGAUGACGGAGAUGAUAUCCGUGGUGAUCCUGAGAUCGGCCGUGACUCCGACGCCGAGAUGACUGAGUUUGUCAACGGUCUGCUCAAUACGGCGGGUGCAAACGGCUUUCCGGAAGAAGAGAUGCCGGCUCUGAGGCGCAUAGUGCUGGACUACAAAGAUAUGUGGCGUUCGCGUCUGGGAGCAGAUGAACCUGCGAGAGUGAAGCCA
Messenger RNA from Phytophthora sojae, 432 nucleotides. RefSeq lists its product as hypothetical. Lineage: Eukaryota; Oomycota; Peronosporomycetes; Peronosporales; Peronosporaceae. The transcript has a single exon. The annotation marks the transcript as partial. The record is from RefSeq and is a predicted model, not a curated record.